Molecule: messenger RNA, 2076 nt
Organism: Rosa rugosa (rugosa rose)
Lineage: Eukaryota; Viridiplantae; Streptophyta; Magnoliopsida; Rosales; Rosaceae
Product: cyclic nucleotide-gated ion channel 1-like
Exons: 8
Coding region: 163-1875 (570 amino acids)
Source: RefSeq, a predicted model, not a curated record
AUCAACUUAAACUUCAGUAGUUCUGUCCCAGAGUUUGUUCCAAGGGAUUUGCUGCAUCUUCAUUUCCCAAAUUCCCCUCCUUUUAAUCCAAUCAUCUGUAGAAGAAACCCUAUUCGAAACUAAGCCAUCCAGAACUUUGUGGUAUAAGGAAGCUUCCAAGCUAUGGCCGGCCGCGCUAAACAAAGAGACGGUGAAAGAGAAUUAUCAAAGAACCCUACUUCAUUUGGUGUACCUCUAACAGUCUGCGCAAUAAUAAUGGUCGUUUUUCCACCAUUACAACUACUGGAUGAUUCCAAUCAUGAUGGAUUAUUAUUUGCCGUAUCGUCUAUGCUGUAUCUGUUACUGGAUCCUCUGUUUCUGUAUGCUCCUCUUAUCAACGAGAACGCCAAGUGUCUCGUGUUGGACAACAGAGUGAAGAUAGCAGCUCUUUUUUUUCGAUCAUUGGGAGAUGUUCGUUAUCUAAUCAGAAUAUAUCUUCUCAUUAAGGAAGGCUGGGGGAAGUCCCCUUCCCGUAGGAAAAUGCUGAGGCUAGCAAGUGACACGGUGUCUAUUCUUCCUAUUCCUCAAGUUGCAAUUUUAAUUUUUCUUCCAAAGAUGAGGGGCUCCAACUCUUUGAAGACAAUGACGUUUCUCAACUCCCUUAUUGCAUCGCAAUAUUUUCCACGAAUUUACCCCAUCUUUGUAUUGUUUAAGGAAAUUAACACGGCGAGAAUUGGUGAUAGAAGAGACACGUUCACAAAAUGGUCCUCAAUUGUCGUCAACAAUCCAAAAUGGUCGUCAAUCGUCGUCAAUAUGUUUGGGUACAUUAUUGCCAGCCAUAUGUUCGGAGCAUUUUGGUAUUUUUUCUCCAUCCAACGAGAGAUAGAGUGUUGGGGACAUGCUUGCAGAAUUGAAGAUGGAUGUGAAUUUAGUACUUCAUGUGUUCAAAAUACAUACAGAAAUCUCACACUUUUAGAGAACUCAUGCCCUGCAAAUCCCCCAAAUAAACAAGUAUUCGAUUUUGGCAUAUUUCAUGAUGCUCUACAAUCCGGCAUGCAAAAAUCAACAAAUUUUCCACAAAAGUUUUUGCAAUGUUUAUCGUGGGGCAUACGAAAUAUGAGUUCUUUUGGUUCAAACCUCAGUGCUACCAGUGCAAAUGGAGGGGAAAACUUGCUUGUGGUUCUCUUUUCAAUAUUUGGCUUGGUACUAUUUAUGUAUCUCUUGGGGCAUGCGCAGACAUUUAUGCAGAAAGUUAGCGAAUCAGAUACUAUCCUACAGAAGAUGGAAAUGACUAUAGAACCAAAAAUACGAUCCAUAUUAUCUGAAUAUGGCCUGUCUAAUGGAAUGGAGAGGAAAAUCAACCUGGCUGUAAAACAAAAUCUUAAAGAAGAUGAAAAUUAUAUUGUGGAGAAUAUGUUUUCAAUUCUUUCCUUAAAAGAAGCCAAAAGUUUUGCUGUGGAGAUCAAGUGCACUCUCUUUUUGGAUAAGCUCAAGAAAGUCGAGGGGCUUAAACAUAAGGACGAUUUGGUAUUGAAAAAAAUCUGUGAACAUCUUAAGCCAACAAUCUAUAGUGAGAGCAGUUAUAUAAUUCGGGAAGGGGAGCCACUUGAUUUGAUGUUCUUCCUCACACAGGGCAUCGUACUCAUUUAUAAUUCAUGUGGUUCCUCAAGAACUGUCCAAGCUGAGAAAGAGAAAAGUGGUUUGUAUGGAAAAGAGCUUUUAAUUUGGGCCGAAGAAUCUUCUACACAUCUGUCCACCUUACCUUUCUCAACCGCAACUAUUAAAUCCCACAACAAAGUUGAAGUCUUUACUAUCAAGGCCACCGAUUUACAGCGUGUUGUAUCCCAAAAUCAUCUCAAUGUGGAUGGUACUCUCACCGAGAUACAUAGUUGUUGACAGUAGUCAUAGAGAUGUUCUACAAGGGUUGAAUGAUGGCACUAAAUUUCAUGGAGUCUCAAGGCUAUGAAUCCUGUUUAUUGAAGUUAGAAGGUGUGAAAUUGUUUUUGGCAUUAGAUGUCAUGUAUAAUACCUCGGAAAUUUGUUAUUAUUUUCUGAGAAUUUUUCAGAAUUAAUUCAGUGGUUGUUGGUACGAGCGAG